GGCAGACAUGUUCCUGCAGUAUUACCUGGAUGAGCAGGGAGAUCGGGUGUACACCAUGAAGAAAGUGGCUCCCAGUGGACAGCUGACCUCUUCAGCCCAUCCAGCCCGCUUCUCUCCUGAUGACAAGUAUUCCCGACAUCGCUUCUCCAUCAAGAAGAGAUUUGGCCUCCUGCUCACCCAGCAGCCCCGGCCGGUUUUAUGA
Molecule: messenger RNA, 202 nt
Organism: Bufo bufo (common toad)
Lineage: Eukaryota; Metazoa; Chordata; Amphibia; Anura; Bufonidae
Product: H/ACA ribonucleoprotein complex subunit 3
Exons: 1
Coding region: 8-202 (64 amino acids)
Biological process (GO): positive regulation of telomerase RNA localization to Cajal body; snRNA pseudouridine synthesis; rRNA pseudouridine synthesis
Cellular component (GO): box H/ACA telomerase RNP complex; box H/ACA snoRNP complex
Molecular function (GO): telomerase RNA binding; box H/ACA snoRNA binding
Source: RefSeq, a predicted model, not a curated record